AUGAUUGAACUCGGGCUUAGCCGCAUAUCGCGCCUCCUCCAGCAGACCCCUCUGUCAUGGAAGGCCAUCCAUAUCGCCGGGACUAACGGAAAAGGUUCAAUCAGCGCCUAUGUCUCUCAUCUUCUGGCUUCUGGCGGUGUCCGCUGUGGCCGCUUUACAUCUCCUCACUUAAUCGACCGGUGGGAUUGUAUUACAAUUGACGAGAAGGUCGUGCAGGAGUCGCUAUUCCGGCAGAUCGAGGAAGAGGUCAAGCUGCGGGAUCAGACGCUGGGGUUUGGGGCAAGCGAAUUCGAACUUCUGACUGCGACUGCUUUUGAGAUCUUCAACCAUGAGCGGGUUGAAGUUGGUGUGGUUGAGGUUGGUAUGGGCGGGCGACUGGAUGCGACGAAUAUCCUGAGCGAUGUGCUGGUUUCCGUUAUUGCGAAAAUCGGUUUGGACCAUCAAGCCCUUUUGGGAAACUCUAUUGAAGAAAUUGCGCGCGAGAAAGCUGGGAUCCUGAAGCCUCAUACUCCCUGCGUAGUUGACGCCACCAACUCCACGGAAGUUAUCACGACGCUCGAAAGCCGUAUACAGGAACUGGGUCUGGAAGGAGACUUUGUACACCCCGAGGCGGUCGAGAGCCAGGCUCCGUCUUUGGCUCGUAUAUUUGAGAGGUUGGAUCUCUUGCCUCAUCAACGUGCGAAUAUGUACUGCGCGGUCUCUGCGCUUCAGCUCGCCCUGCCGAAAGUACGCCCAAGACUCGAUGUUGACACAUUGCUCCCCCAUAUUUCGGAAGUGAAGUGGCCUGGUCGGCUACAGGACAUUGUUCUCGAACCAUUGGUCGCCCGCAAAGAACCUGUCUUGCUGGAUGGUGCGCACAAUGCUCAAUCAGCCCAAGUCCUCGGAGAAUACGUGGAGCGCAAACUCCGUCCCCAGCAAAAGAACGUCACUUGGGUUAUCGCGGCAUCACGGGGCAAGGAUUUGACGGAGUUAUUUGGCGCGUUCAUUAAACCUGGGGAUGACGUCGCAACCACAUCGUUUGGCCCUGUGGACGGGAUGCCGUGGGUGAAGGCAGUCGACCCUACGGAAUUGGCUACGUGCGUUCAAUCAUUCCCGGAAAUUCAACAGGUCAAAGCCUUUGACAAAGAUAUACCCGCUGCGAUAAAUUGGGCUAGCAACGUUGCUAAUGGUGGUCCAUUGGUGAUCGCUGGUAGCCUUUAUCUAGCAUCGGACAUCCUUCGUCUCUUGCGUGAGGCACAGACAUCUGCCGGACCAGGGAGAGGAACGUGCUAG
Aspergillus chevalieri is the source of this 1272-nucleotide messenger RNA. RefSeq names its product dihydrofolate synthase (gene FOL3). Lineage: Eukaryota; Fungi; Ascomycota; Eurotiomycetes; Eurotiales; Aspergillaceae. The coding region runs from base 1 to 1272 and encodes 423 amino acids. Gene Ontology annotation, molecular function: ATP binding; tetrahydrofolylpolyglutamate synthase activity; dihydrofolate synthase activity. The transcript has a single exon. Gene Ontology annotation, cellular component: cytoplasm; cytosol; mitochondrion. The record is from RefSeq and is a predicted model, not a curated record. Gene Ontology annotation, biological process: folic acid-containing compound biosynthetic process.